GUGAUUUUCUGGAACCUUCCCGCGCAUACCUCACGUGACCUAGCACGUGACUUUCUGGAUUCCUCCGGGGCACAAGAAUCUUCGGGAACAUUCUGGAACCUUCCCGCGCAUACCUCACGUGACUUAUCACGUGACUUUCUGGACCCCCACCGGAGCACAAGGGUUGGCAAUAUCUUCGAUUGGCAAUAUAGUAGUUUGGCAAUAGUUUACCUGUACUUUACGUGAAAAGUCACGUGACUCACGUGACCUAAAAUUAAUGAUCUGAUUGACCGAAACCCUGUGGAAAAUCGUAUAAAAGGCCAUGCAGAGGUCAAGGUAAUCACUCGCCAGCUCAAGACCUUGAAAAUGUCUCGAAUGCUUUCAACUCGCCGCUCCCGGAAGCCGAGGAAUUCCCCAGGAGUCCGUGCCUUGUCUUUCGACGAGGAGACAGUGGACGAUCCCCAACCGUCCACUUCCAGAGGAUAUCCUCGCUUGCGGAAUGCCAUAGACCCGCUCCUCUAUCUGUACUCAUCCGCCGACGAAGUCGAUGAUGAGGGCUCAGAUGAGGACUACACACCUCCUCUAAAAUUCUCAAGGACAAGUAAUCUCUCUGAACUCGGAUGUAGAUUUAGACUAUGUCCCGCUGGUGGAUACCUCCUUGGACUCGGACGAGCCCCUCGCGGAAUACGCCAGACGAAAGUGGGAGCGCAACGCUCCUGGAACCCCUUUUUUUGCUUGGGCAAAGGAGGAGAACUUCGUCAGGCGUCACUGCUUCGAGGGGACACCGGUGUGCACGCACACCUUGACGAAUCGUCCGACCCGAUGGAGAUAUUCAGCAGCCUCUUCCCAGAGGAGUUGUUUCAAACAAUUGUGGACGAGACGAAUCAGUACGCUCGACAGAACCCGCGAACCCCUUCAUCCCACAUGAAGGGGUGGGAGGACACAACGGUGCGGGAGGUCCGCUCAUAUGUCGGCCUUAGGUUCCUCAUGGGACUUCAUGGGAAGAGGUGCCAGAGGGACCUUUGGUCGACGGACCCGCUGAUGUGCUCGUCGGUGUUCGCCAAGACCAUGUCCAGGGACUGCUUCGACAUCCUUACCUCCGCCCUCCACUUCGCUAACAACGAAGGGGAGCACAGCGCGGAGGACCGGUUGUGGAAGCUGCGCCCUGUGAUUGACGUCUUGGACUCGACGUACCGUUCCGUCUUCGUCCCCAGAAAGAACGUGACCGUCGACGAGAGCUUGUGGGCCUUCAAGGGGAGGCAUCAGGCCCUUCAGUACAACCCUAGUAAGAGGGCUAGGAGGGGCCUGAAGGUCUACAAGCUGUGUUCGUCCGACGGUCCAGAGGCAGGGUAUACGGCGGCCUUCAAUAUUUACAUGGGGCAGGAUUGCGGCGAGUUUCCGGCGAGUAUGAAGGCCGUCGACGACCUGAUGGAGAAGGCAAAGCUGCUCGGCAAGGGGUAUCAGUUGUACACAGACAACUGGUAUUCCCUCCCCGACUCUCUUCCACUAUCUGCAGGCCCGGAAGACCACCGCCGUUGGCACAGUACGUGUCAACAGGAAGGGUAUGCCCUCGGACCUGCAGGCGAGUCGGGGACACAUCGACUUCCGGAGUAG
Messenger RNA from Penaeus chinensis, 1593 nucleotides. Its product is annotated as piggyBac transposable element-derived protein 4-like. The coding region runs from base 346 to 1593 and encodes 415 amino acids. NCBI's taxonomy places the organism in Eukaryota, Metazoa, Arthropoda, Malacostraca, Decapoda, Penaeidae. The record is from RefSeq and is a predicted model, not a curated record. The transcript has 3 exons.